Molecule: messenger RNA, 2218 nt
Organism: Gaeumannomyces tritici R3-111a-1
Lineage: Eukaryota; Fungi; Ascomycota; Sordariomycetes; Magnaporthales; Magnaporthaceae
Exons: 1
Coding region: 359-2023 (554 amino acids)
Source: RefSeq, a predicted model, not a curated record
CCCGUCCGAGGCCUUCCCAACCUUGUGCCUGCCACCAACCUCCGUCCGUAGCUCUCCCGAGGCCUGCCAGACGCCGCCUUUCCUUGCGACUGGUCAACUCUGAUCAACAAACAGAGCUACGGAUGGACAAUGCUGCCAUUACCUGUCGCCGAUCCUCUCCAUUGCGUAUACGCGGCCUCGCGGUCGCGCCCACUAAUAAACAGAGCAGCGAGUAAUUGGGCCACAAUAAUAGCAAUCCCCAGCAACAGCAUCACCAGCAGCAUCAGCAUCACCAGCCUCGCACCCGCCGCCGCUUUUGUCGAGCCGGCUGGCGGGAGGCCAUAACACUAGGGAGCCGCCACACAGCCAGAGCACCGCCAUGUCGGCAGCAACCCUCUUCCGCAUCGUCUACACGAGCUUCUACUUCCUGCUCUACAUCAUCCUCGUCGUCCUCCUGCUCGUCUCGCCCGCCGACAUCAUCUACCAGUCGCUCGUGGGCGCCGAGCCGCAGACCUUCUUCGUCAUCGUCAUCGCCGCCGCCUACUUCACCACCACCUGCAUCGUCGUCUUUGUCUAUUCGGGCCGCCUGUACAUUAAUCGUUCCGUGCUGGCAUCCAUCCCCAAGGCAUGGAUCCCCGUCGAUAAGGGCGACGUGCCCACGGCCGUCCGCAAGAUCAUCAACGCCAGCCUGAGCCGCAGCGCCGCCAUCGCUUACGACGCCCGCCCGCGCGCGCCGCCCGUGCCCCAGCCGGGCGUGUUCGAUGACAGGCAGAGCUACCGGCCGCACACGGCACGACGGUCAUCGGGACUGUGGUCACCGGCACCCCAGCAACAGGAGGAACAGCAGCCACAUGGGACAGAAGGGGCAGAGCAGAAGAGAAGCAAGGAGGGCAAGCUCAAGUUGAAGUUCUUUAACCUCAAGGAACCACCAACUGCCGAGGACGAGCUAGGCAUCAACCUGCCACCACACAAACCCGUAUGGGGUGAGGUCGAGCACCACGGAUGGGGCUCGCCCCUUUCCCCCGACUUUCCCAGCCUCGAGUACGCCACCGUCGUGUCGGAGCUCCCGCACCUGAUCGAGGCCAAGGCCCUGACCCUCGCGCCGCCCGACCCCAUGUCGACCAUGCCGCCGGACUUGGACGGCGCGCCGGCCGCGCCCACCAUGUUCCAACCCGACCCGGACGCUGUGGCGCUGCUCCAGCGCGGCAGCCUUCCCCUCCGCGACUACCUCUCAGGCCUCGCCGAGCUCGGCGUCCUCUCCAUCCCGUCACAGGUCGCGGGCGAGUUUCUCGCGGCGUACGAGCAGGCGCGCUUCUCGACGCGGCCCCUGUCAGCCCGGGCCUUCCGUGAGCUUAUGCGGCUCUUUGCCGAUCUGCUACGGUCUAUGAAGCCCCUCGAUCCAGCCAUGCUCUUUACCGACGACGACGACCGGAGCAGCUCGUACAGCGUCCGCGGAGGCGGGCGCGGCGACGUCGACGUGGAUCUCGACGACGAGGCGCCCGCGGCCACCGCCACCCCCAGCACGAUGGGGGGCGCCAACGGCAGGGCGGUCAAUGGCGGCGUGUCGGCGGUUAAGCGUGGCGGCGGGUCGCGUGCUUCCAGCCCUGGCGCGAGGUCUACAAGGACGGCCAGCUCCGCAGGGGGUUACACGACAUCCUCAUCCUCGUCGGGCCGCUCGCAGAUAAGACAUCAUCACCGCCACCACCACAGAAGACACCAGGCCCCCGGGGCUGUGGGGCGCGCGUCGUCGUCACACACGUGGUCGCAAUACCGCACGGCACCCAACACGCCGCGCAGGGAGCGCACGCUCGCGGAGGCGGUCGCGGCGGCUGCGGUUGCGGCGCGCGACGCCGAGGGCCGCGGCGUCCAGGUCGGCGACGAGACGUCGGUGGUUUCGACGCUCGAGUCGCGUCUCCCGCAGCCCUCUGGCAGCGACAGCAGCUUCGCGCAGACCAGGCACCCAUACGCCGUCAGCGGGGAGUCGAGCGGCAGCCUGAUAUCGCUCGCGUCCAGCGGGUCCGUCGUGAGGUUCCAUGACAGAUGAUAUUAGGACGAGGCGGCGAUGUGAAAGUUCAACACGCAAACAGGGCUGUGUUUUUUUUAUUGUUUGUUCUGUCUAGCAUGGGCAUGGGACUGGGAUAGAUGGCUACCGCAAAGUUCUUUCUCUAAUAGACUUGAUUGCAAUUGGCAAAAUUGUUUCCCUUGUGAAAGUGAUGGGCUGCAAACGGAACAGAUCAGG